Messenger RNA from Meloidogyne enterolobii, 797 nucleotides. The record is from the annotation of a GenBank genome assembly. NCBI's taxonomy places the organism in Eukaryota, Metazoa, Nematoda, Chromadorea, Rhabditida, Meloidogynidae.
GUAUGGCUCGAGGUCCAAAGAAGCAUUUGAAGCGUUUGGCCGCUCCAAAGAAUUGGAUGUUGGACAAGUUGGGUGGCGUUUUUGCUCCACGUCCCAUGUGCGGGCCUCACAAACUUCGUGAAUCGCUUCCUCUUAUUUUGUUUCUUCGUAAUCGUCUAAAAUAUGCACAAUCUUAUAAUGAAGCUAGGAUGAUUUGCAAACAACGUCUCAUCAAAGUCGAUGGCAAGGUGCGUACAGAAAUGCGCUUUCCCGCUGGAUUCAUGGAUGUGGUUUCCAUUGAGAAGACUGGGGAAGUCUUUCGUCUUCUCUACGAUGUCAAGGGACGUUUCAUUACACAUCGCAUACAAAAAGAGGAAGGUCAGCUGAAAUUGUGCAAGGUAGUAAAGCAAGCGAUUGGACCAAAACAAAUUCCUUAUAUUGUUACUCAUGAUGCCCGUACAAUUCGCUAUCCGGAUCCUCACAUCAAGGUUGACGACACCGUUGCUGUUGAUAUAAACACUGGAAAGGUUACAGAUCACAUUAAAUUUGAUUCUGGAAAUGUUUGUAUGAUUACUGGUGGUCACAACAUGGGACGUGUUGGUAUUGUUGGACAUCGUGAACGUCACCCUGGUUCUUUUGACAUUGUUCACAUUAAAGAUAGUGCUGGACAUGCUUUUGCUACACGACUUAAUAACGUGUUUAUCAUUGGAAAAGGAACUGUUCCGAUGAUUUCUUUGCCUGCCGAUAAAGGAAUUCGACUUACCAUUGCUGAGGAAAGAGACAAGCGUUUGGCGCAGAAACACAAGGCUGGUCAAUAA